This is a messenger RNA of Leptomonas pyrrhocoris, 1725 nucleotides long. RefSeq lists its product as hypothetical. Bases 280 to 1725 code for a protein of 481 amino acids. The transcript has a single exon. NCBI's taxonomy places the organism in Eukaryota, Euglenozoa, Kinetoplastea, Trypanosomatida, Trypanosomatidae. The record is from RefSeq and is a predicted model, not a curated record.
GUAUUGAUGCGCAUGUCUACAAAAGCCUACUAAUCCUGUCAUACUAUCAUUGCGGGAUGCUGCGCGUAUCACUGGCGCGGCGCGUUGCGGCGAGAACAUCCUCGAAAGUCGAUCCCGUCCCCACAACACAACGCACCCAGACAUUGCAAGAAGCCGUCACUUCGGCUCUUCUAUCUACGCGCUACCUGCGCCAUGCCCCGCCGCGGUUGUACGUGACGUGCGCGCAUGAGCACGGCAUCGCCCACGACGCCUGCGGCCGUCACACGACCAAGGUCAUCGAUGUCUCGCGUGCCGUCUCGCCUGAACGCGCCACCGCACACGCAGUCUGUUUACCUGCUCACCUCCACCACGAUGGACGACGUGGAAUUUAAGGACACCGCAGCGCAGUCGCAGGUGCUCGUGGGGCUGCCACAGGUGCGGGACGUGGAGGCAGUGCAGCGCUUCUGUGAUGCGCACGGGCCGUCGCUCACGAACGUGCAUCACGUUGUGCUACCGGGUGACGUGAACCCUGUCCAGUCCCUCUUGAUCCGUACGUUGUUGAGGCACCUGCCCCAGGCGCGGCUGGCGUGCAACGAGUUUGGCCAUGCGCUGCUGACGAAUCCGGCUUUUCACGACGGCGUGCGGCGGGCGGUGCUGGAGAACGCGCCGAACACGCCACUGGAUAUCAUGGGCUUUGCGGAACUCCCGGCGAGUCGCGUGUCGUCGGUUCAAGACGGCGACGCCAUCGCGGUGGAUGUGCGAAAGGACGACGACAGCAACGCCACAACAGCGGCCCUUCCUGCGCGCAAGCUGCGCGUGAUCGCCGUAAAGAGCGAUGUGCAGGAGCAGCACCGCAAAGCAAACGGCCAGACUCACCACCCCGCCUACUUCACCAAUCAGCCGCUCUUUCUCUACGACGACGUCUUCUACGCGUUGUUCACUGGGCACACGCUGCAUCGCCUGCCCUGGCUCCCGUCUGUCGUGAAGGAGGCGCCGCGCGAGCUGGUGCUGCCCAUGCCGCCCUCGCUGGCGCUGCAGCACCCGAUGCGUCGUCCCAACGUCCUGCUGGAUACGUGGCGCGUCGACGAGACAUCGGCAGCGGUGGUGACCGCACUGCGCCGCACACCGGCGGUGGAGCGUGUGCUGAGCAACUCGUACGGGGAGCUUUCUGGCAGUGUGGAGGACUGUAUCGCGCAGGUGGAGAACAGCACGGAUGCGCUCGAGCGGCUGCGCAGUCGUCUGGCGCAGCGGCUUGCAUCGGAUACCAGCCGUGAUGUCCACCGCUGGUCCACGGCGCUGCUGAGGCGCGUGGUGCAGGAGGUGAUUUGUGUCCGAAAAGUCAGCGAGCCGACGGCGCCGGCGGAGCAGGAGCAGUUUAUUGAAUGGGCGCAGAAGGAUGGGGAGUGGGGCCGGCUGGCGACGUGUCUCACCCACAGCGCUAUGGUGCUGGCCCCCACGGUCAAUCCUGCUACCGCUGCCGAAGCAUCGAAGCCAAGCUCGGCUGCCGCGUCCCGCGAAGGAGAGACCGCUCCACCGCUAGAGGGCAGUUCAGGGGUGGACCUGCUGGUGGCCAUCUUUGAGAAGAAGGGACUGCAGGGACUGACCCGCACCGUGCGACGUGAAACGAUCGAUGUGCAGGUGUUCCUCACGAUGUCGGAAAGCGAUUUGAAGGCGGUGUUUAAGGCUACUUUUGGCAUCACGAAGCGGUUGGGCCUGCUGCAAGAUGAGCUGCGUAAAAACCUUUAG